Molecule: messenger RNA, 2031 nt
Organism: Brassica oleracea var. oleracea
Lineage: Eukaryota; Viridiplantae; Streptophyta; Magnoliopsida; Brassicales; Brassicaceae
Product: metal tolerance protein A2-like
Exons: 7
Coding region: 437-1879 (480 amino acids)
Biological process (GO): zinc ion transmembrane transport
Cellular component (GO): vacuole; plasma membrane
Molecular function (GO): zinc ion transmembrane transporter activity
Source: RefSeq, a predicted model, not a curated record
GAAGAGACAUAUCUUGUAGACACGCGUCUGAUAUAGGGAAAUCUCCUUCUCUCUCUCAUCUCUAUCUCUCUUUCAGCCGGUUUCGAUUCCAAAAUCUCGUCCUUGAUCUCUCUUCGAUGAUUAUCGGUCAACGUCUCUCUCGGUGGUUGUCGUACGACCUCGGCGUUCAAGGAGAAGGGAGUCCUCAGCGUCAGCGAGUUCGUGCUCGCCGGCGAUGAUCUCGCCUCCAAGUGCCCUACCUGUUCAUGAGGAAUAUGAAGCUGCUGGAGGAGAAGUGUUGGUUGAUGAUGAAGAUGAUGAUGGUUGGCUGGCUACACACGGGAAACCGAAAGAUAAAGGCAACGAAGAUGAGAACUUGCCGUCCAUGGUGCCUUGGAUAUAAACAAGAAAAGCGGUAUACGAUCAAUGCCAACGUAUUUUGGAGCUGGGGAAGAGGAUGAUGAUAUUCCAGAUAUGGAAGAGUUUGAUGAGGCUGACAAUGUGGUGGAAAAUGAUACGGCAACUCUUCAGUCAACUUAUCUUGUGGCUCAUGAACCUGAUGAUGAUGAUAACAUUCUCCGAACUCGUACAAAUGAUAACACUCAACCGUGCAAACCGCAACGUGGACAUUAUGAGGGAGUACUGCAGGGAACAGAACAUCAAAUAUUUCUAUGAUAUCACAGACCGCAGAGAUUUCAAAGCUAAUCCGGACUACAAAGGUGUUUGCCAUGUUGCGCUUGCACAAAAAGGUCAUUGCGGGCCAUGGGAGAUGGAAGUUCAAAGGCAACUUGACUAUGAGGAAAGCCAUCACGACCACGUGGUUCAGAUUUCAUCAGUCGAGGCAAGCUUGGUGAAGGCAGCCAAGAAGACAUGUGGAGAAACACCUUGCUUGUUCUUUGAUGCCAAUUCAUUAUCAAGGGAGGCUGGGGACCGUAAAGCAGCGAUGAAAAAACUGUUGGUGGCGGUUGCGCUAUGUAGUCUCUUUAUCGUCGUUGAAGUGAUCGGAGGCAUUAAGGCCAACAGCCUAGCUAUUCUCACUGAUGCUGCUCAUCUUUUCUUGGAUGUAACAGCUUUUGGAAUUUCCUUGUUCUCACUUUGGGCUUCAGGAUGGGAGGCAACCCCACGCAAGUCUUAUGGAUUCUUCAGAAUCGAGGUCCUUGGUGCCCUUGUAUCGGUCCAGAUGAUUUGGCUUCUUGCUGGAUUCUUAGUAUACGAAGCUAUCGCAAGACUUCACAACGGCGGUGGCGAAGUUCAGGGCUCUCUCAUGUUUGGUAUCUCUGCAUUUGGUCUCAUGGUGAACCUUGCAAUGGCUUUUCUGUUAGGGCACAGCCACGAUGGUCACAGCCACGGUGGUCACAGUCACGGUCAUGGCCACGACCAUGAAAAUCAACACGAUCACCACCACCACCCACAACUAUCUGAAGCCUUGCUCGAGGAAAAUGGCACUAGGAGUGAGAAGAAGCGGAAUCUAAACUUGGAAGGAGCUUAUCUUCAUGUUUUGGGAGAUUUAAUCCAGAGCGUGGGGGUGAUGCUAGGAGGGGCAGUGAUUUGGUACAAACCUGAGUGGAAGAUCAUUGAUCUCAUAUGCACCCUUCUCUUUUCAGUGAUUGUGUUGGGGACAACGUUAGGCAUGUCUAGGAACAUUCUAGAUGUUUUAAUGGAGUCAACCCCACAAGAGAUAGACGCGGACAAGCUUGAAAAGGGAGUAUGCGAGAUGGAAGAAGUAGUGGACGUCCAUGAGAUGCACAUUUGGUCCAUCACUCCUGAUAAAAUUACACUGGUGUGUCAUGUGAAGGUCAGACCAGAGGCGGAUGGAGAUAUGGUUCUGGACAAGGUGAUUGACUACAUCAAGACCGAAUACAACAUCAGUCACGUCACCAUUCAGAUUGAACGCCAGUAAUGCUUUUGAGGGGGUGUGUUUGUGCUGUAUGAAUUUAGACCUUGGUAAGAUAGGGGUCAGUUAUUAUUCUGUCUGCAUUUUACUUAAUAAAUAUUAGGCUCCUGUUUUUCUAUCAACAACCGUUCUCUCUAAUAAAUAAAUAAAAUUAUAGU